Messenger RNA from Pelobates cultripes (western spadefoot toad), 365 nucleotides. Lineage: Eukaryota; Metazoa; Chordata; Amphibia; Anura; Pelobatidae. The record is from the annotation of a GenBank genome assembly.
CACAGCAAGAGCACAGAAAAGCACGGUCUGCCUCACAAACCUACCCCGGGCCGGCACACCUACGUCCCCGAGAGCACACUAAGCUUCAUGAUGGGGAAAAAAAAAUGAAAAACGACUACGUGGUGGCGCCGAUAUUCCGCAGCCGCUCAGACAAGGGCCUAACACGCGCUGAGGAUCAACGAGAAACUGACUCUGAUUCAGACGCCAGCGACAUGGAAAAGAACGCACCCGACCUCAAUCCAAUAACCAGAGGGGACCUCAAAGAGCUAUUACGCGACAUUAAAGCAAACAUGGUGACGGAGCUAGCUAAACAUAUGGCCCUUAUUAGAGAAGGCCUGGAGGACCGUACUAGAAGCACUCUGGCG